AUGACAUCCAUAGUCAAAGAAUUUAGCGUGCUAUACUCCAACAGGGUCCACCAAAAGACCAAGAACUGGAAGGAUGGUAACCUAAAGUACUAUCUCUUCAAUAAUAGAAUAGACGUGCAUAGUGAAAGUGGAGAAAUGAUUGCAAGUGACUUUUUCCCUCCUAACAAGUCAAGAGAAAAGAUUGAGGAAGAAUAUCUACUGUCAGGUAAUCAAUUCAAAUUGCCAAAUGCUCCUAUAUUGGUGGAGAUAGAUGAGAAGACUGGUGAGUAUGAAAGAGAUAUAUCGAUAAUGUUUAAAAAAAAGAAGGCAGCGGCUCCUAGUAGCGACAAGAGGGACAGCCAGAGGAGCACACCUGGAGCAAGUAAAGAAGUAAGCAUAAAAUACGAAAGUGACGGAAAUGUUAUCAUUCCUAAAAGUAGUUUUGAUAAACCGUUAUCUCCUACCACCCCACCAACUGGGGUCAAGCGGAGACCAGUUGGACUCAGUAAAAGGGGAGCAACCGAAAGAAGAAAGAAUAUAAAGGUGGAGCAGCACAGCAAUACCAAGAGCGAAAGCCUGAACAUUAUCUCAGCAAAUGUAAUGUCUCAUCUGAAGGAGCAUGAGCCUGGACCUGGGCCUGGACCUGGUCGUCGCCCACCUGUGCGGAUUCCAGUUAAUUCAUCUUCAAUUUUCAAGCAUUUGCGCCGAGUGCUGGAUGGUGCUAAUCCGGGAAUAACGAAUAGCGACUAUCCAGCGGUGAAACAAGAAACAACACCUCUUGUCAUGUAUCCUGAAACAAUAAGCACUUCAAACGCAGACAUAAUAUAUGAUUUAUCCGAUUUGGAAGAGGACUUGGAAUUUAACGAGAUGAUCAAGAGGAGCAGGCAAUAG
Messenger RNA from Dujonia railenensis, 870 nucleotides. NCBI's taxonomy places the organism in Eukaryota, Fungi, Ascomycota, Pichiomycetes, Serinales, Debaryomycetaceae. The record is from the annotation of a GenBank genome assembly.